AUGCCUUCACAAGGUGAAACAGUCUUUUCGAACAUGGAGGAAAUAAAGCCCUCUACUUCAUCCAAGGGAAAGUCAUCUCAACUCGAACUCAGUCCGUCUAGUCCCCUUAUCGAUAAUUUUCGCCAAUCCACAAUUGCUUUUAAGAUACAGCGUUCUUCUAAAAGUGAUACUAAGUCUACCUCUGUCACAGACAACGAAAAUAUUCCUUUGGAUGGGCCCGUGCCAAUUGAGAUUCCUAAAGGGAAGAAAAAUGGAACAUUACCUCCUCUAAAACAAACCCUUCUUCUGGAAAAAUCCCAGACUGAUUUAAAUGUACAGGUACCUUCCAAACCAACAAAGAAAUCAGCUAGAUCUACCAGAACCAGAAGACCAACUGCACGUCGUAGUGUUAGUGCAGCUGCGAGUACUUCCGCUGCAAGUAUUGGUCCCACGUCGGAAAUAAGUCAAAGUCGAGCUCAACAAGCCUGCUCCGUUAGUCCCAUUAAACAGCAGCGUCAUGCGCAGUCAUCGUCCAAACGCCUUCAACAGACCCAACUCUCUGACUAUGGUAUCAGACGCACUGCUCGACAAUUUGCCAAUGAUCUAAAGCAAAAGAAAGAAGCCGAGAUAGUGGCAGCCAUUCUUAAAGGCGAGGAAACUGGCAUGAAGGUAAUUGAGACUGAAGACAAAGGCCGUGGAGUAAUCACCACGAGGCUAUUCACUGAGGGGGAAUUCGUUGUGGAAUAUAUUGGAGAACUCAUUUCUGAACGCGAAGCCCGGGCUCGUGAAGUUGAGUACAAAAAGGAUCCCAACAUUGGCUCAUUCAUGUUCUUCUUUGCUCAUGGAGGCCAGCGAUACUGCGUCGACGCCACAAAGGAAACUGACAAGCUUGGUCGUUUGAUCAAUCACAGUCGGCAGCAUCCAAAUUGUAUUGUCAAGGUGAUACCAAUCGAUGGAGUCCCGCGCCUAUCUCUUUUUGCUAAAAUGGAUGUACCUCCAGGUGAAGAAUUGCUCUACGAUUAUGGAGACCAUAGCAAAGAGAGUUUGCUAGCCCAUCCCUGGCUCAAAAUGUAA
Molecule: messenger RNA, 1053 nt
Organism: Rodentolepis nana
Lineage: Eukaryota; Metazoa; Platyhelminthes; Cestoda; Cyclophyllidea; Hymenolepididae
Source: the annotation of a GenBank genome assembly